Molecule: messenger RNA, 942 nt
Organism: Coccomyxa subellipsoidea C-169
Lineage: Eukaryota; Viridiplantae; Chlorophyta; Trebouxiophyceae; Coccomyxaceae
Product: pseudouridine synthase
Exons: 7
Biological process (GO): mRNA pseudouridine synthesis; tRNA pseudouridine synthesis
Cellular component (GO): nucleus
Molecular function (GO): pseudouridine synthase activity; RNA binding
Source: RefSeq, a predicted model, not a curated record
AAGAAACGCAAAGUAGCAGUGUUCGUUGCAUUUGUGGGAGCCGGAUACUCGGGCAUGCAACACAACCCAGGCUGCAAGACAAUAGAAGGGGAGCUUGGCAGUGCUAUGAAUAAGGCCGGUGCAAUCUCCGACGAAAACGCUGGAGACUUCUCCAAGGUGCAAUGGAACCGUGCUGCUCGCACAGACAAGGGGGUGAGCGCUGCUGGCAAUGUGGUCUCACUGAAGAUGAUGAUUGCCUUCCCGGACACUGUAGAGCGCAUCAAUUCCCAUCUGCCAGAACAGAUCCGGGUGCUGGGCUUCACGCGAGUGACCAACAGCUUUGACGCGCGUAAGCACUGCGACCGCCGCCGCUACGAGUACAUCCUGCCGGCCUUCAUCACGAUCGACGGUGCGGCGGCGGCUGCGGCGGCGGAGGCGGCCGGGAGCCGGCAGUGCAGGUUCAGCGCGGAGCAGCAGGCGCGGCUGAACGAGGUGCUGGGGGCAUUCGAGGGCACGCACAGUUUCCACAACUACACUGUCCGCGUGCCGGCCUCCGACCCGGCCGCCAAGCGCUACAUCCUCAGCUUCAAGUGCGCCGGCACCAUGAAUUUGGAGGGGCAGCAGUGGGUGCGAAUGGUGGUGGUGGGCCAGUCCUUCAUGCUGCACCAGAUCCGCAAGCUGGUGGGCACAGCCGUUGCGGUCAUGCGCGGCGUCGCGACGCCCGACGCAAUCACCCUUGCUCUGGACCCUGCCAGGGUUGUCGUGACGCCCAUGGCCCCAGAGCUGGGCCUGUUUCUGGACGAGUGCGUGUUCGAGUCGUACAACGACCGCUGGGGGAAUGACCGCGAGGCAUGCGUCCGUCUUGCAGCGUUCCAGGACCAAGUCGACGCCUUCAAGCGGGAGCGCAUCUAUCCGCAUAUUGCCUCGUACGAUGCCAAGAAUGGGACCAACGCUGCCUGGCUG